Messenger RNA from Danaus plexippus (monarch butterfly), 1123 nucleotides. RefSeq lists its product as uncharacterized. The record is from RefSeq and is a predicted model, not a curated record. Lineage: Eukaryota; Metazoa; Arthropoda; Insecta; Lepidoptera; Nymphalidae. Bases 72 to 551 code for a protein of 159 amino acids. The transcript has 21 exons.
GCUUUUAAUUGCACUUAGUCAAGCCAUUUAGAUAGAGUCAAUCGUGACAGUGCAGCGUAAUACAAAACACGAUGGGGUCCAAGAAAAUAUCAUUAGUUCUGUUACUUAGCAAUUUAUGCAUAAUAUCAUCUCGUUGGAUACCGAACAUUUUUAGAAAUCAAACUCAAGAGGCGCUGCUGAUAACACGAUGUAUGGACGAGUGCAGAACUAUAUAUUGCAAAGCAGAAUGUUUAGGUUAUGAAGGCCAAGCUAAAUGUUACAGCUCCUUUUGCACGUCAGCCACUAGGGGCGAAAAUUCGAAAUCUUUGUGUGAUGGACCGAAAUGCAAAUCAAUGUGUUUCGAGAAGAAUUGUACAUCGAAGUGUCUCGGUGGACUUUGUCUUACAGAGUGUCACGGCAGCGAAUGCAGGUCGAACUGUUACGGCGGACUCUGUGUGUCAAAGAGCGAUGGUAUUAAUUGUAUUGCAGUGUGUGAAGGUGGCACGUGCUUUUCCAAUGUGAGUAAUUUUAUUAUGUCAUUUUAUUUGUAUCAAGCACAAAUGUAUGUAUGAUUAAAAGUAUUUUUGUUAUCAGGCGACAGGAGCAAAUUCAGUGUCAAAAUGCACGGGCGGGGCUUGUUCAGCUGAUACAAACGGAGAUAGAUCGAACGUUUCGUGUUAUGGAGACGUUUGCGAAGCUAAGUGCCAUGGCGCUAACUGUAAUGCCAAUUGUGACGGAGAAUACUGCUUGGCUAAGUGUUACGGGACGAAUUGCAAGACAAUUUGCAACGGCGGGGAGUGUCCACAUUUGAGGCAAUAUACUGAGAAGGCGCUCAGUGACUCGUCUUUGAUUAAAUUUGACUUCAACGCAGAUCUGCUGGAAUAAUUUUUUUUUAUACAAUAUUAUUUUAUUGUACCGUAGGAAAAAUAAAAUUUCUUUUGCAUAAUAAAGCUUUUGGAAUCUUGAUAAAAUUUUAAAUUAUCUUUUUCGCUAUUAAUAUUUUAUCUUUACCAACAAAGUAUAAUUUUGAUAUUUCUUCCUCCUGCUUCUACAUUUCUUGUAUUUCUACGUGUUUAAGUUGCAGCGGAGCUUAAAAUUUUUCUUAAUCCAUUAAAAAAAUAUAAAUCUUACAUUUAUGACUGCA